AUGAAGAAAACUCAAACACAAACACAAACACUUCUUCUUGUUGCAAUCUUUCUAUGUUUAACCUUAAACACACUCUCGCUCUCAACUCUCACAAUCAAUGACCAAUCUCUUACCUUCGAAAAUGACCGUCUCCGAAACGCUUACAUUGCGUUACAAGCUUGGAAACAAGCCAUUCUCUCUGAUCCACAAAACUUCACUACCAACUGGGUUGGACCCAAUGUAUGCAGCUACACCGGUAUUUACUGUGCUCAAGCACCAGACAACCCUAAAAUACGCACGGUCGCCGGUAUUGAUCUCAAUGAUGCCGACAUUGCCGCUUAUUUACCCGAUGAGCUAGGACUCUUACAAGAUCUCGCACUUUUCCACACAAACUCUAACAGAUUAUGUGGUACAGUUCCUCACACUUUUGAGAAACUGAAACUUCUCUUCGAAUUGGAUCUCAGUAACAACAGAUUCGCCGGGAAGUUUCCGGAAGUUGUGUUGCGUCUUCCCGGCCUUAAAUAUUUGGAUUUAAGGUUCAAUGAGUUUGAAGGAACGGUUCCUAGAGAGUUAUUUGAUUUAAACAUAGAUGCUCUUUUCAUAAAUGAUAACCGGUUUUCGUCUGUGCUUCCGGAGAAUUUUGGUAACUCUCCGGCUUCUGUUGUUGUUCUGGCGAACAAUAAGUUCCAUGGGUGCAUUCCUUCUAGUAUAGGAAACAUGUCGAAUUUGAAUGAAAUUAGUUUUAUGAACAAUUUGUUUAAGUCGUGUUUGCCUGAUGAGAUUGGGUUGUUGAAGAAUCUAACUGUUUUUGAUGUUAGUGUUAAUCAGUUUGUGGGAACUUUGCCUGCGGCGAUUGGUGGUGCGGUGAGUUUGGAGCAGCUUAAUGUGGCGGAUAAUUUGUUAUGUGGGAAGAUUCCGGCGAGUAUUUGUAUGUUGCCGAAUCUGAAGAACUUUACGUUUUCGAAUAAUUUCUUUACUGGUGAGCCGCCGGCAUGUUUGAGUUUGCCGGCGUCGGAUGAUAAGAGGAAUUGUUUGCCGGCGAGGCCGUUUCAGAAAUCUCCGGGAGAAUGUGUGGCGUAUUUGUCCAAGAAGGUAGAUUGUAAGUCGUUUAAGUGUAAGGCAUUUGUUCCUUCUUUUCAUUCACCGUCUUCGCCGGCAGUGUCACCUACCUCUCCACCGGGAUUGCCGGGAGUGGCACCUUCCUCUCCACCGUCAAAAGUGUCACCAACCUCUCCACCACUACCAGGAACGGCACAUUCUACUCCGCCGUCAAAAGUGUCACCAACCUCUCCACCACUACCAGGAACGGCACAUUCUCCUCCGCCGUCAAAAGUGUCACCAGUUUCUUCACCACUUCCUGGAACAACGCAUUCCCCUCCACCGCCGCCAGGAACAGGACAUUCCUCUCCACCAUCGUCACACUCUUUUCCACCGGGGCAUUCACACUUUUCUCCACCAGGGCAUUCACCACCUCCAUCUACAUCUCCAACAACUCCAGUGGGGUCGCCACCGUCACACACUCCAGUCCCGUCGUCUCCGCCACUAAAUACACCACCAGCUCCUGCUCCUCAUUAUGACUCACCGCCGCCUCAGGCUCAUUCACCUCUACCGUCACCCCAUCCUUCCCAUGUCCUUUCACCACCACCGGGAAUGACACCUUCCUCUCCACCACCAACUCACUCUUCCCCACCGGUGCAUUCCCAUCCCCCAUCUACAUCUCCAACACCUCCUCUGGCAUCACCACCGUCUCCCCCACUAAAUUCACCACCACCUACAGGUUCUCAUAAUGGCCGAUCACCGCCUCCACCUCAUUCACCCCAUCCUUCCCCUGUUCAUACUUCACCGACACCACCACCUUCUCAAUUCCCAUUCCCUUCUAUACAGCCUCCGUCACAGGCACCACCACCAUUUUCUAAAGAGCAUUCACCUCCACCUCCACCAUCUUCUUCAUCUCCCACACCACAUCCACGGGUAUAUGCCUCUCCACCUCCACCAAUUCAACAUACUCCUCCAUCACCACCACCUCCUUCUCCUGUCCAUCACAGUUCACCGCCUCCACCACCUACCCCUGCAUAUGGAGGACCUUUGCCACCCAUCGUCGGACUCCCAUACGCAUCGCCUCCACCCCCUCCUUACUAUUGA
Lathyrus sativus (Indian pea) is the source of this 2121-nucleotide messenger RNA. The record is from the annotation of a GenBank genome assembly. Lineage: Eukaryota; Viridiplantae; Streptophyta; Magnoliopsida; Fabales; Fabaceae.